Charadrius vociferus (killdeer) is the source of this 2313-nucleotide messenger RNA. RefSeq names its product threonyl-tRNA synthetase-like 2 (gene TARS3). NCBI's taxonomy places the organism in Eukaryota, Metazoa, Chordata, Aves, Charadriiformes, Charadriidae. The transcript is spliced from 19 exons. Gene Ontology annotation, cellular component: cytoplasm. Gene Ontology annotation, biological process: threonyl-tRNA aminoacylation. The coding region runs from base 1 to 2313 and encodes 770 amino acids. Gene Ontology annotation, molecular function: threonine-tRNA ligase activity; ATP binding. The record is from RefSeq and is a predicted model, not a curated record.
AUGGGACCUGACCUGUGGGUUGCUUUCCUGGCUCGACCUCAGACCUCCUUCAUCACCAUGAACUCUUCUGGCAGUCUGGACUCCUGCUUGGUCCUGACAGCCAUCCCCUGGCCUGCCUGCCUGCCUUGUCUGAGGGACUUGGAAGCUAUGAAAAAAGGUGACCCCGACUCUGUGAGGGGUGGAGGUGUGAGCGACCAGCUGGUACCAGGAGGUGCAGACGUGGCAGGGAAGGAUGCCUGGGCUGGGAGAGUCUGCCGUGCAAGUCCAGCUGCUAUUGCAGUGCAUCAAAAUAAAGAGGAAAAGAAGAAAGAAAAUGAAGCUCUGAACCGACAUCGGAAUGAUCUACAGUGUGAGCCAAGCUUCAUAGAAGACAGGCUGAAGCUUUACGAAGCACUGAAAAAAGAACAUGAUGCUUUGCUAGCUUACAGAGCGGCCAACCUGAGCAAACCUAUCAAAAUUACCCUGACAGACGGAAAAAUGGCUGAAGGGGAAUCUUGGAAAACCACACCAUAUCAAUUAGCUGUUGGAAUUAGUCAAGUGUUGGCUUCAAAUGCAGUCAUAGCCAAAGUGAAUGGUGAACUGUGGGACCUGGACCGUCCGCUGGAGGGAGAUUGUACUCUGGAGCUGCUUAUGUUUGAUAAUGAAGAAGCAAAAGCUGUUUAUUGGCAUUCAAGUGCUCAUAUUCUUGGAGAGGCAAUGGAAGGUUAUUUUGGGGGCUGCUUAUGCUAUGGACCACCAAUUGAGAAUGGAUUUUAUUAUGACAUGUACAUUGAAGACAGAGGUGUAUCUAGUACUGAAUUCCCACUACUAGAGAACCGCUGUAAAAAUAUCAUAAAAGAGAAGCAGGCUUUCGAAAGGCUGGAAGUCAAAAAGGACAUCCUGUUAGACAUGUUUAAGAGAUGUGGUCCGUUGAUUGAUCUCUGCAGGGGUCCACACGUGAGACACACUGGAAAAAUUAAGGCCCUUAAAAUAUUUAAGAAUUCUUCUACAUAUUGGGAAGGAAAAUCUGACAUGGAAACUCUGCAGAGAAUAUAUGGAAUAUCCUUUCCUGAUAACAAAAUGAUGAAGGAAUGGGAAAAAUUCCAGGAAGAAGCCAGAAAUCGGGACCAUAGGAAAAUUGGAAAGGAGCAAGAACUCUUCUUCUUUCACGACUUGAGUCCUGGAAGCUGCUUUUUCCUCCCCAGGGGUGCCUUUCUUUAUAACACACUCGUGGAUUUCAUACGAGAGGAAUAUCACAGGCGUAAUUUCACUGAAGUUGUAUCUCCAAACGUCUUCAACAGUAAACUCUGGGAAACUUCAGGACACUGGCAGCACUACAGUGAAAAUAUGUUCUCUUUUGAGAUCGAGAAGGAAACUUUUGCCCUUAAACCGAUGAAUUGUCCAGGACAUUGCUUGAUGUUUGCCCAUCGUCCACGAUCCUGGAGGGAAAUGCCUCUUAGACUUGCAGAUUUUGGAGUUCUUCACCGAAAUGAACUCUCUGGGACUUUAAGUGGCUUGACUCGUGUAAGGCGCUUCCAGCAAGAUGAUGCUCACAUCUUUUGCACAAUAGAACAGAUUGAAGAAGAAAUUAAGGGCUGUCUUGAUUUCCUGAAGUCAGUGUAUGCUGUCUUUGGUUUUUCCUUUCAACUACAUCUCUCUACAAGACCAGAAAAUUAUCUAGGAGAGUUGGAGAUCUGGGAUCAUGCAGAAAAGCAACUUGAAAACAGCUUGAAUAACUUUGGAGAGCAAUGGAAUUUGAAUCCAGGAGAUGGAGCAUUUUAUGGUCCGAAGAUUGAUAUUAAAAUCAAAGAUGCUAUUGGCAGGUACCAUCAAUGUGCUACUAUCCAACUGGACUUCCAACUACCCAUUCAAUUUAAUCUUACUUACGUUGGUAAGGAUGGCGAUGAUAAGAAAAGGCCAGUGAUUAUUCAUAGAGCUAUUUUGGGAUCUGUGGAGAGAAUGAUAGCUAUUCUCGCAGAAAAUUACGGAGGAAAAUGGCCGUUCUGGCUGUCUCCGCGGCAGGUCAUGGUUGUGCCUGUGGGACCUGCUUCUGAAGAGUACGCCCGGCAGGUUUGCAGUGACUUUUUUGAAGCAGGAUUUAUGUCAGAUGUGGAUCUGGAUCAAAGUUGCACAUUAAACAAGAAAAUUAGAAAUGCACAGCUGGCCCAGUAUAACUUUAUCUUAGUGGUUGGAGAAAAGGAGAAAGCAAAUAAUGCUGUCAACGUGCGAACAAGAGACAACAAAAUUCAUGGGGAGACUUCAGUAUCUUCUGCUAUUGAGAAACUCAAGAAAUUUAAGAGUUCACGUGUUCAAAAUGCAGAAGAAGAAUUCUGA